Messenger RNA from Saccostrea cuccullata (small rock oyster), 1792 nucleotides. RefSeq lists its product as uncharacterized. Gene Ontology annotation, biological process: protein polyubiquitination; proteasome-mediated ubiquitin-dependent protein catabolic process. Lineage: Eukaryota; Metazoa; Mollusca; Bivalvia; Ostreida; Ostreidae. The transcript is spliced from 2 exons. Gene Ontology annotation, molecular function: ubiquitin protein ligase activity. The record is from RefSeq and is a predicted model, not a curated record. Bases 1 to 513 code for a protein of 170 amino acids.
AUGAGGCAAAGGGAUACAAAUAUAGCCAAAGUAGGCAGGUACAGCAGUGACGGACAACAACUGCAACACAAGCACGGCCAGGAACUCUAUUUUAAUCCCAGGUAUAUCACAGAAAACCAAAAUGGAGAUGUGGUUGUUUCUAAUUUGACUGAUAAUUCCUUAACCGUAGGUGUUUUAGUGGUAACAGAUUCUGUUGGAGCACAUCGCUUCUCCUACAAAGGAAAUCCACGAGGGUCGAACUUUAGACCACAAGGAAUUUGUACAGAUGCUCUUUCGCACAUCCUGGUGUGUGAUAUUCACACAGAGACAGUACAGAUGAUUGAUAAGGAUGGUCAGUUUCUGGCAGUGCUACUGACAAAAAAACAAGGAAUGGGAUGUCCAUACAGCUUGAGUUAUGAUCACAGAUCUCACCUUCUUUGGGUUGGAUAUAUGGGAUACACUACAGUUUACAUAUACAGACAUAUACAGCGGCAAGAACACCUUACAGGUCACAGAGAUAGCGCUAGAAUUUAGAGAAAAGUAACCUUGAAUAUUUAUGUUUCCGCUGACAAACUUAACUUAUGAAUGAAUUGACAUAUUCCUUAGUUAAAUGCGAUAUUAAGUUUGCGUUAAUUUAAGGCAUUGGACUAAAGAAGAGGAGGAAUAAUAUUUUUAAGAUUAGAUAUUUAGAUUAGUUAGCGAAAAAAAAAUUAAAACACAAAUUUUUGCGUUAUUUUUGUUCUAAAUCUUUACUCAUCCAUUAUUUUGAGUGUCCAAAUCCACUUUGUGAGUCAUUUUAUGUAAUGUCUUAGCUGCAUGUAUUGUUACAUUAUUUAAAUAUAUCUUGUAAAGUCUCAAUGUAUAUAAAAGUUCUUUUCUUAAAAAUCAAAACAUCUUUUAAAUUUUGACAAACUAUUAUGUUCAUUAAUUUGUAAUACCUUUUUGUGUUUAAAUACUUUAUCUGUUUAUUAUAACUAUUUUUUGGGGUAUUUUAUUCGUUUGCAAUUGUUUUGUUUUUUUUUGGUAGUUUUUUUUUUACCAUGAUACACAUUCUCUAGGCAUACGCAUGCACGUGUGCUGUAUUUACAUGAUUCACACACUAGAGGAAAUAAAACAUGUAUUUGUGUGACUUUUCUUCAUGUAUAAUAUUACAGUGUUGCCUAUAUUCAGUUAGCUGUCUGCAUGUACCAGGCAUAAUAAUAAUGAUAAGAUAUCCUCCAUAUUUUCUUUGUCUAAAAAAAAAACAGUUUUACAAACUAACACUCUAUCUAUUUAUAGCUUUAGCCUGGUUUAGAAAAAAAACAACUUUAUGUAUAAGUUAUUUCAUUAUACGAAAAUACAAUUCUCCUAGUUGAUAUUGCUACGGCUACUUUAAUAUGAAUAUAUGAACACCCUGAUUUGUACUUUCAGUUGUCACUUGACUUAUAAAAAAUAUGUGAAAACUUCUGGGGAAAAAAGAGUAUCACGAUGCUUUUUUUAUGUAAAACAUCAAAUCAAAAGCUUCGAAAGUUUAGAUGAUGAUGUUCUUUUCAUUUUAUGCAUUUACGAACCAGUAAAGUAAAACUAAGCAUAGAUUUCUUGCAUAGCAGCUACCUUUGAAAGGAAAAUGCUUGAGAAAAGAACUAUACCGUUUGAAAUUUUUAAUUAUGUUCAUUAAUUUUUAUUAAUGGAGAUAAUUGUUACACUUAUUCAUUUCAAUAUAUGCUUGUAACUUAUCCUGUAUGUUCAUUGUCUAAAUUUGUUGUGGUCACCUGAGAAUGAGACAUUUUGAAAUAUAUACAUGUAUGUUAUAAAAAUUGAAUUUUAAUACAUA